Molecule: messenger RNA, 1480 nt
Organism: Phyllotreta striolata
Lineage: Eukaryota; Metazoa; Arthropoda; Insecta; Coleoptera; Chrysomelidae
Source: the annotation of a GenBank genome assembly
AAAAUUUUCACCAUUCAAGUUUCGUCUCGAGCUCAAAUUUUUCGUCAAAUCCAACCAUCCAGUAACUCAAAAUUCUAGUGAUAAACCCAAACUAACUCCACUUUCACAAUGAGAGAAUGCAUUUCGAUUCACGUAGGCCAAGCCGGCGUCCAAAUAGGCAAUUCUACAUGGGAAUUGUUCUGUUUGGAGCACGGCAUCCAAGCCGACGGCUCGAUACCCGACUAUCUGACAGAGAACGCCUUCGGCACCUUCUUCAACGAAGUGGAAAGCGGCAAAGUGGUGCCCAGGGCCCUAAUUUUCGACCUGGAACCCAGCGUAAUAGACGAAGUCCGAACGGGAAGGUUCAGGAAGCUGUUCAACCCCGCGCAGCUGAUCUCCGGCAAAGAGGACGCGGCCAACAAUUACGCCAGAGGCUUCUACAGCGUGGGGAAAGAUAUGCUCGAGAGCGUGCUGAACACCGUGAAUAAAAUAGCGGAGAAUUGCAACAGCGUGCAGGGAUUCUUCUUCUUCCACUCGUUCGGAGGCGGUACUGGAUCCGGCUUUAGCUCGCUGUUGAUGGAAAAACUGUCUGCAGAUUUCGGAAAGAAGAGCAAACUAGAAUUCGUCGUCUACCCUGCUCCCCAAGUAUGCACAGCCGUAGUAGAACCUUACAAUGCAAUACUAACGACCAACGCGACCCUAAACCUAGCAGACUGCGCCUUCAUGGUGGACAACGAAGCCAUCUACGACAUCUGCAGGCGCAAAUUGAACAUCGAACGACCCGACUACCUCAACCUAAACAGGCUGAUCAGCCAGGUGAUAUCCUCCAUCACCGCCUCGCUGCGGUUCCAAGGCGUGCUGAACGUCGAUUUGAACGAAUUCCAAACCAACCUGGUGCCGUUUCCGCGCAUCCACUUCCCCCUCGCCUCGUUCGCGCCCAUCAUGUCCAGAGACAAGGCCUUCCACGAGGUGAUGUCGGUGGGCGAGAUCACCUCCGAGCUGUUCGAUCCGCACAACAUGAUGGUGAAGUGCGACCCGCGCGAGGGCAAGUACAUGGCCUGCUGUCUGCUCUACCGCGGCGACGUGGUGCCCAAGGAGAUCAACCAGGCCAUCGCGCAGAUGAAGUCGAAGAGCGACGUCCGGUUCGUCGAUUGGUGCCCCACCGGGUUCAAGGUGGGCAUCAACUUCCAGCCGCCCACCGUCAUCAAGGGCGGCGAUUUGGCGGGCAUCCAACGGGCCGGCUGCAUGCUGUCCAACACCACGGCCAUCCAAUCGGCGUGGAAGAAGCUGAACAGGAAGUUCGAUUUGAUGUUCGCCAAACGGGCCUUUGUGCAUUGGUAUGUGGGUGAGGGUAUGGAAGAAGGUGAAUUCAACGAAGCGAGAGAAAAUUUGGCGGCGUUGGAGAAGGAUUACGAAGAAGUGGGAUCGGACUAUGUCGAAGUGGAGAGCAACCUACCAGCAGUCUCGCAUUAAGUAUGUUUUCAAAUAAGAACAAUAAAUU